AUGGAUAAAGAGGAGCAACGUGGCUUUGAUAGAAGACGUGGGAGGCCAGUGGGAAGAGGAAGAGUUCCACUUUCAGCCGAAGAGAGGCGCGCGCGCAACGCACAAUAUGAAAGAGAACGACGCGUCGAAACGGCCGAAGCUAUGUCGAGCUUGGCAGCCGCUUUAGGAUGUCUACCCAAUGCAUCGAACGCGGAUAUCAUAGCCACAGCCAUUCACAAACUACGCAAGAUGCAAGAAAAUGUAGACCCGUCCGACGAUAUGGCAGUUAUGAAACGACGCAACGCAAAGUUAAUGGCACAGAUCGAUGACGUAGAAGACCGGCUCGAGUCUGGAAAUAGCGCCGAAGCUCAACCAACAAGGCAAAUAAAAACCGGCGGAAUCCAGAAAAAAUCCAAAACCAAUAAGGACAAGAAGAACGCGAAAACUGCUCUGCGUCCGGCCAAUAGGUCUGCACAAAUCGACUUUGCUAUUAUUGGCGAUCACUCCAGCGUCGAGGACGAUCAGGUGCCGAUGACUCAGGCUGCAGCAGAGGAUCAAAUGAAUUCUCUUUCAUUUGAUGCCAUCACGGACUACCCAAUAACUUUGGAAUUCAAGUUGUCGAUUUAAUCUAAACCAAAGAAUUGAAGAGGGCUGGAGGCUUGUGCAUUUGUUUUUUUUUUGUUUUUUAUGAACAUCAUAACACCUGAUAGUGCAAUAAUUCUGAGCAACACUCCUAAUGUCGACCAACUUCAUUAGUUACUUCGUAAAAGUUUGCACUUGGAACAAUUUUUUUUUUUUCUAUUAAAUGUCCUUCAAUAUCCGUUUUGUGUUUGUGUACUUUUCAUGUCAAUGAUUGUGCAAUAAACGGUUUGAAAUAUAA
Pieris napi is the source of this 859-nucleotide messenger RNA. RefSeq lists its product as uncharacterized. Lineage: Eukaryota; Metazoa; Arthropoda; Insecta; Lepidoptera; Pieridae. Gene Ontology annotation, molecular function: protein dimerization activity. The record is from RefSeq and is a predicted model, not a curated record. The coding region runs from base 1 to 606 and encodes 201 amino acids. The transcript has 7 exons.